Molecule: messenger RNA, 1930 nt
Organism: Mesocricetus auratus (golden hamster)
Lineage: Eukaryota; Metazoa; Chordata; Mammalia; Rodentia; Cricetidae
Gene: Plekhb1
Product: pleckstrin homology domain containing B1
Exons: 9
Coding region: 185-775 (196 amino acids)
Biological process (GO): regulation of cell differentiation
Cellular component (GO): membrane
Source: RefSeq, a predicted model, not a curated record
GGCGGGGCCGGGGGCAGUCAGGCUCCAGGCACAGCCUGGGGAGUGCAAUGCCUCAAGCUCUCUGGGGUACACAAAGCGCAGGUGCGACUGACUCGGGGAGCAGCUUCAUCGAGUAGGGGGCGUUUGUGGCAGCAGGUGUGGACAGGUCCCACCCGACUCCACCCUGGAAAGUCCUUUUGAAGAAAUGGCCCUGGUGAGGGGCGGCUGGCUGUGGAGACAGAGCUCCAUCCUCCGUCGCUGGAAGCGGAAUUGGUUUGCUCUGUGGUUGGAUGGCACGCUGGGUUACUACCACGAUGAGACGGCCCAGGACGAGGAGGACCGCGUGCUUAUCCACUUCAAUGUCCGAGACAUAAAGGUCGGCCAAGAGUGUCACGAUGUGCAGCCCCCAGAGGGCAGGAGCCGAGACGGCCUGCUGACAGUGAACCUACGGGAGGGUUCCCGUCUGCACCUGUGUGCAGAGACCCGGGAUGAUGCCGUAGCAUGGAAGACAGCACUGUUGGAGGCAAAUUCCACCCCGGGCCUGUCAGUGGCACUGAAGACAGCAGGAAGAAGGAGGCCCCAGCUGGAGCCACCGUCCCACCCAGGAGCCGUCGGGUUUGCCCUAAGGUCAGGUGUACGACCCUCUCCUGGAAGCCCUGUCAGGUUGAGAGGCGGAUCUGGGUACGUGUGUACAGCCCGUAUCAGGACUACUAUGAAGUGGUGCCUCCCAACGCGCACGAAGCCACAUAUGUCCGCAGCAGCUACUACGGGCCACCUUAUGCAGGCCCUGGUGUGACACACGUGAUAGUGAGAGAGGACCCCUACUACAGCUCGGGCGCCCCACUGGCCAUGGGCAUGCUUGCUGGGGCUGCCACAGGUGCUGCUCUAGGCUCACUCAUGUGGUCACCUUGCUGGUUCUGAGCCCUGGGGCUCUGACCUCUGGAUGUGCAUGUAGAUCGCAAGACCCUUUUCUUCCUGGACUACCUUCUGCUGUCUACCAUUUAAACCCUGGCUCAUUCUGACCUUUUCCUCUCCAUUAAGCUCUCUAUGCCUAGUCCAUUCCUCUCACCACUUAGCCUCCUUCCCUCUCAGAAGAAGCUAACAUCUCAGGCACACUUGGUUGAAUUCUCCCACCUAUUGCUAGACACCCCCAUAAAUCACAUAUAGAUAUAUUUCUUCUAGAUACAGCAAACAUGACUUCCUUUGGUUCCAAGUAUCUGAGGAACGGCGAUCAUAAGUAAACAACAAAGCUACAGUUAUCAGUCUGAGGACAUAUGGGGGCAAGGAGCAAGGAGCAAGGAGCAAGAAUGAGCAGAGAACAUUCUUACACAUCCAAAGAAUCAAAGAAUACAGUUGUUUGGUGUUGAGGCAGGGUUUGGACUAUGGUGUCCUCCAGGCUAAGGAGCUUGCUGGAUACAGGUGACAGGAGCUUUUUAUGGAGGGAAGCUUUGUGAUUUCAACUACAGUAUCUUGUCUGUUUUGUCAGUACUGGCACAUAUCCUUACUCCAUACAUGAAGUUUGGCACCUUCUUUCCACUACUAGCUUCUCUGUGAUAGUUGAGCUAACCCCUGGUUUUCCUGGCUGUGGGACAGGUGAGCUCCUUGGGACCUCCAGCCUUAGGAAGUUGCUUCCAUUAGGAAAUGCCUUUCUGAUCCCCGGAGCUCAGCUCUAUUACUGUAACCAUUACUGAGGCUUUCUCUUCCUUCACUCUGUGGGCCUAACCCACCUUGGUACCAGCCUGGGGAACCACUCAUGUGCCUGCCUGUAGGUGGCAAGCAAUUUCUCCAUUAGAUCCUGUUCCAGACUCUUCCACUAUCCCUUCCCAGCUGCUAAUAGAAAAGCUAAAGUCCCUGGUCCAGUGGCUAGAGUGCCCACUACAGUCCCCAUAGAUGAUGGAGGGCUCCAUUGGCUCAGCUGCAGACACUAAUAAAGACAUGACUGGCUCCAAAA